CUGGAAUUUGCUCAGUGCGCUCAGUCAGUGAGUCAGAGGCAGGCGCACGGUGAGAAAACACUGACCACUCCAGCACUACUCCUCCACUUUCAACUUCAAGGUCUGCUGCCAGAGAUGGACAACAUCUACGAAACACUAGAUCACGAUGAUGUUCCCGCAGGACGCGAUCGCGUUGAGCCCAAGUAUGAGAACCCGGGUGAGGCGAGGGAGCAGCUGUACAGCGAGGUGCUGGUCCACAGGUCGUCUCGGGAGGAAGACCGCAGCUCCCCGGAUUACAUGGAGAUCAGGGAAGGAGGCAAACACAGCGACUCCUCUUCUUCAUCCAGCGACGACGAGGACGCUAAAACGAGAAAGGAAAAAGUGGAGGCACAGGUGCAGGAGGUGAGCGGCGAGGCGCACAACGGAUCCAGGCGCUCAUCCUCCUCCUCAGAUUCAUCCGCCUCACCCGGAGAUCCUUGCGACGACCCGCCGUUUCAGAGGAAGAUCCAGGAAGAGGAUAACGCCGAGGAUGGGAUGAUGAUGGCCUACAGCCGCCCUAAAACUGACCCCGAGCCGCAGGAGUCUGUCGACUACACACUUAAAACUCUGGAAAGUGUCACUUUGGAUGAAAGCAGCUCUGCGCCAGCUGAUCCCAACCAACCUAACAUCGCCCUGUACAUUAAGGCGGGCAGCGAUGGAGAAAGCAUCGGCAACUGUCCCUUCUCUCAGCGCCUCUUCAUGAUCCUCUGGCUCAAAGGAGUCAUGUUCAACGUCACGACCGUCGACCUCAAGAGGAAGCCGGCAGAUCUGCACAACCUGGCUCCAGGGACGCACCCUCCUUUCCUGACCUUCGAAGGAGAGGUCAAGACAGACGUCAACAAGAUUGAAGAGUUUCUUGAGGAGACACUCUGUCCUCCAAAGUAUCCCAGACUGGCUGCCAAGCACAGAGAGUCCAAUACAGCUGGAAACGACAUCUUCGCCAAGUUCUCAGCCUACAUCAAGAACACCAAACCAGAAGCCAACGCUGCUCUAGAGAAAGGUUUAACCAGAGCCCUGAAGAAGCUGGAUGAUUACCUUAACAACCCGUUGCCAGAUGAGAUCGAUGCAAACAGCAUGGAGGAGGAGAAGGGCUCCAACCGAUGCUUCCUGGAUGGGAACGAGUUCACUCUGGCAGACUGCAACCUCCUGCCCAAACUCUACAUAGUGAAGGUUGUCGCUAAGAAAUACCGCAACUACGACAUCCCGGCGGAAAUGUCGGGGGUGUGGCGCUACCUGAACAACGCCUUCACGCAUGACGAAUUCACCAACACCUGCGCUGCUGACACUGAGAUCGAGACCGCCUACAAAGACGUGGCGAGGAGACUGGCCAAGUAGCCUGACCUGAGCGCAAGGAAAAAUAAACCAGCAACACACAUCAUAAAGAAAACAUCCCCCAUGAACGUAACACGCGACUGUCCUUUGUGAGUCUUCUUCCUGAGAUCCUUGUCUGUCAUAAUAAACAAGUCCGAUGUCUUUGUUUCAGCUCCAGAUGUGGAUGGACUUUAGCUAUUCGGUGCACAGUGUGUAUGGUAUUUCAAUCACCUCGGCAGAGACACGGCAAAGCAGAAGUGGAGCAGAAGAUAAAUCAAACACAUUUAACGUGAUUCGCAUUUCAAAGCCAGGUUCCA
This is a messenger RNA of Oreochromis niloticus (Nile tilapia), 1646 nucleotides long. It is a transcript of the gene clic5b, whose product is annotated as chloride intracellular channel 5b. NCBI's taxonomy places the organism in Eukaryota, Metazoa, Chordata, Actinopteri, Cichliformes, Cichlidae. The transcript has 6 exons. The coding region runs from base 115 to 1353 and encodes 412 amino acids. The record is from RefSeq and is a predicted model, not a curated record.